AUGCGUUUGACUCGUUUCGUGGAGUUUGGCCGUAAGAUAGUGUGUGUCGGCAAGAACUAUGGCAAACACGCCCAAGAAAUGGGGGGUAAAGUGCCCGACAAACCACUCAUCUUCUUAAAGCCCGAAGUGUGUGUUGACUCAAUUGAGUCCAUAGUGUCCGCUAAUAAUGCCGGCGCUCAUCGUAUUGAACUGUACAGUGCUUUAGAAAUAGGGGGUCUGACACCUACUAUAGGCUUAGUAAAGCAAACACAAGAGUUAUGUCCAAAACUACCCAUUUGUGCGAUGAUUCGGCCCCGAAGUGGAGACUUCUGUUACUCCGACAAUGAGAUCCUUAUAAUGCAAAAAGAUAUUCAAAUAUUCAAGUCUAAUGGCGUGAAUGGGUUUGUGUUCGGGAUAUUAAGAACAGAUGGAACUAUAGAUACAAAGAAUUGCAAACUUCUAAUUGGUAUCAACUUUUACAAUAUUCUUGAUUCUCGACAAUAUUCUCACUUCAAAUAUAUAAUCAUUUUAGAGACCGCAGCACCACUUGAAUGCACUUUCCAUAGAGCUAUUUUCCAAUCAAUCAUAUCAUCGAUUUCAAUACAAAACUGUUUGGGUAUCUCAACGACACCACACUUUCCGCCCUGUAUUACGCGCUCGUGUUGUACCAAAUCAGUGGUGAAACAGUAG
This is a messenger RNA of Oppiella nova, 669 nucleotides long. NCBI's taxonomy places the organism in Eukaryota, Metazoa, Arthropoda, Arachnida, Sarcoptiformes, Oppiidae. The record is from the annotation of a GenBank genome assembly.